Molecule: messenger RNA, 1680 nt
Organism: Varroa destructor (honeybee mite)
Lineage: Eukaryota; Metazoa; Arthropoda; Arachnida; Mesostigmata; Varroidae
Gene: GluRS-m
Product: putative glutamate--tRNA ligase, mitochondrial
Biological process (GO): glutamyl-tRNA aminoacylation
Cellular component (GO): mitochondrion
Molecular function (GO): glutamate-tRNA ligase activity; ATP binding; zinc ion binding
Source: RefSeq, a predicted model, not a curated record
GGCGUUUUCAUGCGCGGAAAUUCGAACUUAAGCCGUACAACUGUGCGAACUCAUAUUAUAAGCGUUUCAGCUAGUCACGAAAAUGCUUCUAGGAAUUAUGUCACAUGGCUGUCGUUUUGGAAGGACACUAGAGCUUGUCAAAACGCUCUUCACUUUUCGCAGGCUAUCUAACGACAAUCAAAUGGCUGUGAGGGUACGGUUUGCCCCAAGCCCAACUGGAGAUAUGCAUCUCGGAGGGCUACGCACAGCCCUGUACAAUUUUCUCUUUGCACGUAAAACCGCAGGCCAGUUUAUCUUGCGCAUUGAAGAUACCGACCAGAGCAGGUUGGUCGAUGGGGCUCAAAAGAGGAUUGUUGAGACGCUGAGGUGGGCUGGUCUUCAUCCUGAUGAAGGUCCUGAUACAAUAGGGGGCCCAAAGGGACCCUAUGUGCAAUCACAACGGCUGCACUUUUACAAGGAAUUUUCGCGGAAGCUCAUUGAUAACGGUGCUGCGUACCGUUGUUUCUGUAGUGCACACCGGUUAGACCUCAUUCGUAAGGACGCCCAACGUAGGAGGGCGAUUCCGAAGUACGAUAAUAAGUGUCGCCACCUUACAGCGAAAGAAGGUGCUGAAUUAAUAGCUAAGGGCACACCACACGUAGUACGCUUCAAGUUGAAGCCUGGCCCGCUGACGUUCCGCGACGUUGUGUUUGGCUCAGUAACUUUGGAUACUUCAUACGAAGGUGACUUCAUUGUGCUCAAAAGUGACGGUUAUCCGACAUAUCAUUUGGCGAACGUCGUUGAUGAUUAUUUGAUGGAUAUUAGUCAUGUUCUUCGCGGGGUCGAGUGGCAGUUGUCUACUCCAAAGCACAUUCAAAUAUUCGAAGCGUUAGGUCUUUCGCCUCCUAAAUAUGCCCAUCUUCCCCUUAUGAUGAACCAAGACGGCACAAAACUUUCCAAAAGAAACCAUGGGUUCAUGUGCGACCAUGUAAAGGGUAAAUAUUUACCCGAAACCGUGAUCAACUUUAUGCUACUUAGCGGAGGUGGUCUAGGAAAAGCAACUGGAGAAUUUUACAGCAUCAGUGAUCUCAUUAAAAGGUUCAAUUUGGAACAUCUAAGCACAAGCUCAUGUAAAGUGGAUCUUUCCCGGUUGGACGAUAUGAAUCGUCGUGCUAUUGGGGCCUUGCGAGAAUCCUUGGAAGAGAAAGCUUUCGCAUUGGUAAGAACUCGCUUUCCCGAAGUUGAGAAGGAGUACUUCAAGAAAGUGUACUACGCAAAUGUGGCGAGAUUAACUUUGUUAGAUGAUUUGUUAUCCAUAAACUUGGAUUUUCUCUGGAGAGAUCUACCCAACGAAAAACUCGUACCAAGCAAUUUGCGGGCUUCGUUUACACACCUUCGUCACGUCCUUCAAGGCAGCACUUUCCAGACUCAAGAUUUAAGCAGCCUUCUUAAAGGAUUUCACAAAGAUAACGUGAAGGAUGCCAGCUAUAAGGAAUUUAUGGAAACAUUACGUAUUUUACUUAGCGGUUUAAAGAUUAACGCCAUCGGCGUAUUUGAAUGAUACAAUAGCACAUGGACUUCCUACUAGCCUCAUAGAAUCCUAGCUGUGUAAAUAAAAAUUCAACUGGCAUUCUUCUAUGCAAGAUAAGAAAAUGAAAAUAAACUUAUGUCAGUUUCCCUGGCAUGUUUCUGUUGUCACAC